Molecule: messenger RNA, 1665 nt
Organism: Tripterygium wilfordii
Lineage: Eukaryota; Viridiplantae; Streptophyta; Magnoliopsida; Celastrales; Celastraceae
Product: calreticulin-3-like
Exons: 14
Coding region: 158-1429 (423 amino acids)
Biological process (GO): protein folding
Cellular component (GO): endoplasmic reticulum membrane; endoplasmic reticulum
Molecular function (GO): calcium ion binding
Source: RefSeq, a predicted model, not a curated record
UAGUCAAACCCGGUUGACACGCCCCGGCAGGGGCAUCCAUGGUGCUUGGCAACAUUGUAGUUCUGAUCAAAAUGGGGGGUAAAAUGGGGAGGAGAGUCGCUAUAAGUAACUGGAGCCUUGCUCUGCCAGCGGUGGAAUUAACGGGGGCAUAGAGCCGAUGGAGGAAAAUGCUUUAGCUGCAGCAGUGCUUAAGCUGGUUGUGCUCUCUCUUUUUAUACAGAUUUCAGUUUCUGAGAUCUUUUUCGAAGAUCGAUUUGAAGAUGGGUGGCAGAGUCGUUGGGUAAAAUCAGACUGGAAGAGGAGCGAAGGAAAAGCAGGUUCAUUUAAGCACACAGCUGGAAAAUGGUCUGGAGAUCCGGAUGAUAAGGGCAUCCAGACCACUACUGAUGCCAGACAUUUUGCUAUAUCUGCAAAGAUGCCAGAGUUCAGCAACAAGAACAAAACACUGGUUGUUCAAUAUUCUAUAAGGUUUGAGCAGGAUAUUGAAUGCGGCGGAGGUUACAUCAAACUUCUAUCAGGAUUUGUCAAUCAAAAGAAAUUUGGAGGUGAUACUCCGUACAGUUUUAUGUUUGGUCCAGAUAUAUGUGGUUCGCAGACGAAGAAACUCCAAGUUAUACUUUCCUAUCAGGGUCAGAAUUAUCCGAUCAAGAAGAAUUUGGAAUGUGAAACGGAUAAGUUAACUCAUUUCUAUACGUUCAUUCUUAGGCCCGAUGCAACUUACAGUGUCUUGGUUGACAAUCGAGAAAGGGACUCUGGUAGCAUAUAUACAGAUUGGGACAUUCUUCCUCCCCCAAAAAUUAAAGCAGUCAAUGCCAAAAAGCCUGCCGAUUGGGAUGACAAAGAGUAUAUUGAUGAUCCAAAUGAUGUCAAGCCUGAGGGAUAUGAUAGGAUUUUAAAAGAAAUUCCCGAUCCAAAAGCUAAAAAGCCUGAUAAUUGGGAUGAGGAUGAGGAUGGUUUGUGGAAAAUUCCAAAGGUUCCAAAUCCAGCAUACAAAGGGCCAUGGAAGCGCAAGAAAAUUAAGAAUCCUAAUUAUAAAGGAAAAUGGAAGAUUCCUUGGAUUGAUAAUCCUGAAUUUGAAGAUGAUCCUGAUCUUUAUGUGCUUAAGCCAAUCAAAUAUGUGGGCAUCGAGGUUUGGCAGGUGAAGGCUGGUUCGGUCUUUGACAAUGUUCUAAUUUGUGAUGAUCCGGAGUAUGCAAAGCAAGUGGUGGAGGAAGUGUUUUCCAAUAGAGAGAUUGAAAAGGAAGCUUUUGAGGAGGCAGAGAAAGAGAGAAAAGCUCGAGAAGAAGAGGAAGCUCAAAGAGCGAGAGAGGAAGGUGAACGGAGGAGAAGAGAAAGAGGACGUGAUCGGUAUGACCGGGACCGGGACCGCUAUAGGCACAGAAGGCAUCAUCGUCGAGAUUAUGACGAGUAUGACCAUGAUGAGCUUUGAUGGGAUUACAAAUUUUCCUUGCGUCUUUUCUGCACCAAUGGACUCUGAUUUCCUGUUACUCCCAGAUGAUCGAUCAUGUAGCAUCUCACAUAAGUUUUUCACCCUGUGUUUCUUCUUUUUGUGUUUCUUAGGGACUUCAAUUGUAUCAGUAUAAAAAUAUAUCAUGUGUACCGUGUACGUUUGCAAGCAUGAACUUUCUGAGAAAGUAAUAACAUGAAAUAUUUAUCAUUCUUCUA